This is a messenger RNA of Petromyzon marinus (sea lamprey), 2306 nucleotides long. RefSeq names its product L-threonine 3-dehydrogenase, mitochondrial-like. Gene Ontology annotation, biological process: L-threonine catabolic process. The record is from RefSeq and is a predicted model, not a curated record. Gene Ontology annotation, molecular function: L-threonine 3-dehydrogenase activity. NCBI's taxonomy places the organism in Eukaryota, Metazoa, Chordata, Hyperoartia, Petromyzontiformes, Petromyzontidae.
UAAUUGACACACCCACGUAGCGGAUCUAACGAGACCCAAAAGCCUCCUCUUCCUUCAGCCCAUCUCAACUCCUCCGAUUUGGACACGUGCUGCUGCCGCUGCUGCCUGCCGCAUCCACACCGGCCAAUGGGUGGCGUUCCCAAUAUUACGUAAUUGACACACCCACGUAGCGGAUUUAAUGAGACCAAAAAGCCUCCUCUUCCCUCAGCCCAUCUCAACUCCGAUUUGGAUACGUGCUGCUGCUGCCGCCGCUGCUGCUGCUUCUGCUUCGUCAUCCUCUGCUCUGACAAUCAUUUAUUCGCAAUUCGCACUCAACAGCCACUCCCAAGAUGCUUUCGGGCCUACGCAGGGCGGCCGUGGAGACGGCGAGGAAGGCGCGGGUGGCUCCCCCGCGGCCCGCGCCAGUCGCGUCCGUACGCUUCCAGAGUUGGUCUCCGCGGCAGAUCAACCCGGACGCCAACUUCCACUCGGCGUCUUUCUCCGAGGAGGAUCACCCCCGCGUGCUUAUCACCGGUGGCUUGGGCCAGCUCGGCCUUGGCUUCGCAAAACUGCUCAGGCAACGAUUUGGAAAAAACAAUGUCAUCCUUUCUGACAUCCGGAAGCCACCAAAUGACGUGUUUGUUAACGGUCCUUUCAUCUACGCGGACAUCCUGGACUACAAGAACCUGCGCGAGAUCGUGGUCAACAACCGCAUCACGUGGCUCAUCCACUACAGCGCCCUGCUCAGCGCCAUCGGGGAGGCCAACGUGGUCCUCGCACGCAACGUGAACAUCACCGGGCUGCACAAUGUGCUGGACAUCGCGGCAGAGAAUGGACUCAAGCUGUUUGUGCCCAGCACCAUCGGGGCCUUCGGCCCGACGUCCCCACGUGAGCACACACCCGACCUGUGUGUGCAGCGCCCGCGGACCAUAUAUGGCGUGUCGAAGGUGCACGCGGAGCUCAUGGGAGAGUACUACCAUCACAAAUACGGACUGGACUUCCGCAGUCUGCGCUACCCAGGCAUCAUCUCGGCAGACACCCAGCCUGGAGGAGGCACUACUGACUACGCCGUGCAGAUCUUCCACGACGCCGUGAAGUCGGGCUCCUUCGAGUGCUUCCUGCAGCCCGAGACUCGGCUGCCCAUGAUGUACGUGGACGACUGCCUGCGAGCCACGCUCGAGUUCCUCGAGACGCCCGGCGACUCCCUGUCCAUGCGCACCUACAACAUCGGCGCCAUGAGCUUUUGCCCUGAGGAGCUGGUGGCUGAGGUGCGCAAACACGUGCCUCACCUGCACGUGGAGUACAAGCCCGACACCACGCGUCAGGCCAUCGCGGACAGCUGGCCCAUGAGCUUCGACGACAGUAACGCCCGGCAAGACUGGGGCUGGAAGCACGACGUGGACCUGCCCGAGUUGGUCUCCACGAUGAUGGCGAUGUUGGGCGGCGAGCAUCAGCGUGCAGUUGCCGAAGCCAACUAACCACCACCCCCGCAACUACUCCUCCACCCCUCCCAAGCACCUUGCAGACGGGAACCUCCGUCUUGUGUCCAGCAUUCCAAUUGUAACGUCUUUGUUUUUUAAAUGCGGUGUUGUCCCGUUGACCGUUUUCAUGUCGCACUCAUCUACCGCCCGAUGGAUAGGCCCAUUGGCAAUAAUAGUUCACAAUGGUAUCCUUUGUUUGAAACAGGAAAUUAAAUAUAGGCCCAUUGAGACUUGCAUCGUCUCUUUUCAAAGGGUAAUAAUGUAAUGUAGAAUGCAGCAGAAUAAAAAAAAAACACAACUCGAUAGAACAUUUUCCUUGGUAGCCUAUUGAUGAUGGUGACAAUGGUGUAACCGGGAAUAGCAACAUUUAAUACAUAUUGACAACAUUGUACACCUCAUCCACCACCUGGAAUUAAGAGCUGACACUCGUGUAUCCGGUGUUUGAACGUUCUUCCCAGGUUAGCACUGAUUUGUGGCACGGAAGACAUUGCUACACUGCACAGUCGGGUGCAGCAGAGUUAUCUGGAUCGAUAUGGUGGAUUUGUGGUAAGGAAAUUAUAUGAAUGUUAAAAGCUAAGAAUCCAUAGUAAUUCGGUUGUCGGAGAGGCCUUUGCUUGCAACAUUAUACUAUGCGGAAAGUUGAACACAUUGAGCCCAUUUCGUGCUUGAAUUGCGCUACGGAAUUUAUUUUGGUAAGAUGAACUUGUGCAAACGUGAUUUUCAUGAAAUGUAUAGCUGCCUUCAGGUGGCAGGCUUCAAGAAAGUUUGCACUACUCUGCAUUUGCCGCUAACGGUUGCGUUGUUGAUGACGGUUCAAUAAAUCGGUGGCCAUUGUUGUAACCUCAA